This is a messenger RNA of Arachis duranensis, 375 nucleotides long. RefSeq names its product dormancy-associated protein homolog 4-like. The coding region runs from base 1 to 375 and encodes 124 amino acids. NCBI's taxonomy places the organism in Eukaryota, Viridiplantae, Streptophyta, Magnoliopsida, Fabales, Fabaceae. The transcript has 3 exons. The record is from RefSeq and is a predicted model, not a curated record.
AUGGGUUUUCUUCACAAGCUUUGGGACGAAACGCUGGCAGGCCCCGCACCGGAGUCGGGCUUGGGGAAGCUGCGUAAAUAUAACUCCUUUGUCGGCAGCGGCGGCGCCAGGUCACCAAUGUCGCCGGAUGAUGUGCCUAUUAGCCGCAGCAUCACCAUUCUCCGAGACCCCUCUGCCAUGAGACCCGCCACAUCUGAUCCAGCCUCUCCUUCAAUUCCUAUUACUCCUCGCACCCCAAUAACCCCUGAUACGCCGGGUGUGGAUUUUAAGAAAUUCACGAGGAGGAAAACGUCGGCGAAUGCAGCAGUGGACAGCUCUGCUUCUAUACAAGGUGAUUAUGAGUGCUUUGGAUCAUUGUUGAGAGAGAGGAAGUGA